AUGGAUGCCUUUCUACGUGGGCAAACUUCCUCUAGCAGUUCAUCGAAGCUAAAGCAGGCAGCAAGCGAAGAGAGCGCCGGUCCUUCGAGCAAGCGGGUCGUUGUUCCAUGGGUUGAAAAAUAGUGAGUAUAAAUGUUUACUCGUUUUUCUUUGAAAAUGUAAAGAGAUAAACUGUCAAUGGAAAGGCUAGCUAAACUGCAGAAUAACCGAUCUCGCUGAAUAAGAAAAGCUUUUUUUUGUUAUAUGUUCUGGAAAUUUUUAAAGUUACAAAAUUAUGCUGUUGAGUUCUUCUUUAUUGCAGAAACAUUGCUGCAAACACUUUUUCCUUGGUUUGUACAGAAAUUACCGGAUCUUGUGCAAAAUUUAUCCACUUCACAACCAGCAACAACCGACCCACUCCCUCUCCCUAAGGGCAAAAACAGGUCCCCAUUUCCCAAGACAACUUUGGUGUUCUUUCUUGAUUGAUAUUAGCUUGAUGAGGAACCUGACAUCCUAGUGUUUUGUUAUCUUUCUAGACUUUCACUUUAACAACAACAAAAGAAUAACCACAGCAAAUCAAAACAGUCAACUCCAUUCUGAUAAGAACACAAAUUUAAUUCUGAAAAUCACUGAAUGAAUGAUUUACAAAGUACUUUCCUAGAAUUAUGUGCUUCUUUUUCCUCCAUUAGCUGCUGUUUCUCUUCAGGGAUAACAUUAAAAAUCGGUGCUACAAAAACGUGACUUAAAAAGUCAAUUCGCCUGCGUCAAACUUUAUCGCGCUUAUCUAAAUCAAUUCAUCAAAGAAUGGUAUUUUUUUCUGGAGUUGAAGUCUAAAAGACUGUAUUGAAGUUCGGGAAAAGAAAAAAAGUCAUUGUGGUGUGUUUUAAUACAUUCUCCACAAAAUGUGAAAUUAGGUAUUUUCACAUCAUAGUCAUGCAGAGACGGCACCGAAAUGUACAGAAAAGCAUGUUGUGUCCGCAGAGUUUUUGUUUUGCCAAUCUAAGCCUAUUCCUUUUUUGCUGUUCUUGUUGACAUCGCCGUUGUCGUUGAAAGAGGGAGUAGGGAAGGGGAUGCCUAACUUGGUAACAUUGAAGUGGAGAUCUGGGAUGACUCUCCUUAUGAUGAUUAUUAUUACUACUAUAAUUAAUGUACACAAAUGUAAGCUAAUGCCCUCUUGUUCAAGUAGUUAAAACAUUUUUACAUUUAUUUGCAGUCGUCCUAGAUCUGUUGAUGAUGUUGCCUACCAAGAUGAAGUUGUGUCUGUGUUAAAAAAGUCACUUGAGGGAGCGGAUCUUCCUAACUUGCUGUUCUAUGGUCCUCCUGGUACUGGAAAAACAUCCACUAUACUUGCUAUAGCGAGACAACUGUUUGGGUAUGCA
Messenger RNA from Porites evermanni, 1358 nucleotides. NCBI's taxonomy places the organism in Eukaryota, Metazoa, Cnidaria, Anthozoa, Scleractinia, Poritidae. The record is from the annotation of a GenBank genome assembly.